Punica granatum (pomegranate) is the source of this 4254-nucleotide messenger RNA. The record is from RefSeq and is a predicted model, not a curated record. Lineage: Eukaryota; Viridiplantae; Streptophyta; Magnoliopsida; Myrtales; Lythraceae.
AUGAUCACCAUAUGCACAUCAGGGGAGGACGAAGGCGAGCAAGGUUGUUCCUCCCCCUUCGUGAUCGAGUACAUACCCGCAGAAGCCGCAGUUGGGUUCGCCGGGAUUGACGCACCGCCUGCCCCGCUCGUCAUAGAUAUUCCCGCCCGAGAACCAUACUCGGACGACAAGGUCCCCUGGACCUAUGAAGGGGGUGUCGGGAGUCUCGAGCAACAAUUCGGCGUCAUGGGCAUAACCCGCUCGGGACGGCUAUACGAGAACCCGGCGACCACCGACAAAGGGAAGGCGCUCGCUACUGAAGAGGAGAUGAGGUAUUCUAUGCGCAGGAGUAGAAGUGCUGAACUUCUACCAUUAGAUCCUGAGAUAGAGCGCACCUUGCAUCGGUUGAGAAGAGAGAACAGAAGAAGGGAAGAAUUGCAGGUAGUUGAGAUGGCAGAUGAUGACAUCAACCGCCAAAUACAGGGUGCUGCCAGAGCACUUCGAGACUAUGCAGUACCUACUAUUAUGGGUUCUGCGAUCAGAAGGCCCACUAUUCCAGCUAAUAACUUUGAACUGAAGCCAGCACUCAUCCAGAUGGUUCAAUCAAAUCAGUUUGGAGGAUAUCCCAACGAGAGUCCUGAUGAGCAUAUUGCAGGAUUCCUCCAAUACUGUAACACGGUAAAGAUGAAUAAUGUCACUGAUGAUGUUAUUAGAUUACAGCUUUUUCCUUUCUCGCUUAGGGAUAAAGCGAGAGCCUGGUUCAAUUCACUGCCACAAGAGUCCAUCACCACCUGGGCCGACCUUUCAUCUAAGUUUCUUAGGAGAUUUUUCCCACCAGCUAGGACUGCAAGAUUGAGGAACGAAAUCACUAACUUCACCAAGUUCAAUGGUGAAUCACUUUAUGAGGCAUGGGAGAGAUUCAAGGAGGCAAUCAGAAAGUGCCCACAUCACGGAUUGCCAGAUAAUCUCCUAAUUGAGGUCUUCUAUCUUAGCCUGGAUGAUACAUUGAGGUCUCUAGUAGAUGCUGCAGCAGGAGGCGCACUGAUGGGUAAGAAUUAUGAUGAAGCAAGUGCUUUGAUAGAAGAGAUGGCCUCCAGUGCACAUAAUUGGCAGAAUGAAAGAAGUAAAUCAAGAGUGGCAUCAGUCAAUGACAUGGACACUAUUGCUAAUUUGACAACCCAGAUUUCAGCUCUCACUACCCAGGUAAGUAAACUCACCUCAGCACAUUCUUUUAAUACUAAUCAGGUUGCUUUUUGUGAGUUGUGUUCAGGACCACAUUCGACUCUUGAAUGCAUGUCUGGAAAUCCCUCGGCUUCACCCAAUGGAGAGCAAGUGAACUUUGUCAACAACUUCCAACGGAGUAAUCAAGGGCCUUAUUCGAACACUUACAAUCCCGGGUGGCGUAAUCAUCCUAAUUUCUCAUGGAGGAAUGAGAAUAAUGCACUUAAACCGCCACCUGGAUUCCAAAAGCAAGGCCCUGCUCAGAAUGCUCCACCUCAGCAAAGUCAGUCGAGAAUGGAAGAGCUCAUGUUGAGCUAUAUGCAAAAGACUGACACCAUGCUACAGAAUCAACAAGCCACUAUUCGAAACCUAGAGGGUCAGAUUAGUCAGAUUUCUCAGCAAUUGAGUAAUAGACCAUCAGGGUCUUUACCCAGCAAUACUGAAGAGAACCCCAAGGGUGUCAAUGCUAUAAUGCUGAGGAGUGGCAAGGAAUUGGAAAUAGUCAAUAGAAAAGCUCAAACUCAGGAGGAGAGUCCGGAGAAAGACAAAGGUAAGCAAAAGGUGGAGGAACCAAGGCGGAAGUCACUAGGGGUGAAACCGUAUGUUCCUCCUGUCCCUUUUCCAGGAAGAUUGAAGCAACAACAGUUGGACGCCCAAUUUGCUAAAUUCCUAGAUGUUUUUAAAAAGCUGCAAAUCAACAUUCCAUUUGCAGAAGCACUCCAGCAGAUGCCUUCAUAUGCUAGAUUCAUGAAGGAUCUGCUCACUAAAAAGAGGAAGUUUGAUGGGAGUGAGCCUGUGAUGCUUACAGGAGAGUGUUCUAUGAUUCUCCAAAAGGACUUGCCUAACUUACCACGCAAACAAAGAGAUCAGGGGAGUUUCACUGUUCCUUGUACUAUAGGGAAUUUUCAUUUUGAGAACGUUCUUAUCGAUUCAGGUGCAAGUAUAAAUUUAAUGCCUCUGUCUAUUUUCAGGAAACUUGGACUUGGAGAAUGCAAGAAAACUCAUAUUACCUUGCAACUUGCUGACAGGAGUAUCAAAUAUCCAAAGGGUAUUGUUGAGAAUGUCCUGGUGAAGGUAGACAAAUUCAUAUUUCCAGUCGACUUCAUAGUCUUGGAGAUGGAGGAGGACAGAGAGGUGCCCAUGAUCCUUGGCAGACCGUUCCUUGCGACAGGUAAAGCAUUAAUAGAUGUGGAACAAGGUAAGCUCACUUUAAGAGUUAUGAAUGAACAAAUAACUUUUAAUGUUUAUGACGCCAUAAAGAAAUUUGAUGAUGGCAAAUCAUGUUACACCAUUGAUAUUAUUGAUGAGCUUAUCUCUGAGUCUGUGGAGGAAAAAGCAGGUGUGGAUACAAUGGAAUCAGUCCUUAGGGAUCUGGACGAUUGGAGUGAUGAUGAUGAGCAUGAGGAAGAAUCUGUGGAGAAGGUAUCAGAAAUCAAGGCUCGCUACUAUGAGGAGCUGGGCACUAGUGCGACAAAACCAGUAUCAUCUUUGACACAGUCCCCGGUGCUAGAACUUAAACCAUUGCCUAGCCAUUUAAAAUAUGCCUAUCUUGGAAUAGAUGACACUUUGCCAAUAAUUAUCUCUUCUUCCUUGACAGGUGAUCAGGAGCAACAGCUCCUAAGCGUGCUGAGAGAGCACAAGGAGGCAAUAGGAUGGACUAUUGCAGAUAUCAAAGGGAUCAGCCCUUUGAUUUGCACUCACAGGAUAAUGUUGGAAGCUGAGUGCAAACCCAUAGUGCAACCACAGAGGCGACUUAACCCAACUCUCAAAGAGGUAGUGAAGAAAGAAGUGCUUAAACUGUUGGAUGCAGGUAUUAUCUAUCCUAUCUCAGAUAGUAAAUGGGUUAGUCCUGUUCAAGUAGUGCCCAAAAAGGGUGGUAUGACUGUGGUUAAAAAUGAGGUCAAUAAAUUAAUCCCGACUCGUACUGUGACUGGGUGGAGAGUUUGUAUAGAUUACAGGAAACUAAAUGAUGCUACCCGUAAAGACCAUUUCCCCCUCCCCUUCAUUGAUCAGAUGCUAGAAAAACUUGCAGGGCAUGAUUAUUAUUGUUUUCUAGAUGGUUAUUCUGGUUACAAUCAGAUUCAUAUAGCACCCGAGGACCAGGAGAAAACCACAUUUACUUGUCCUUAUGGCACUUUUGCCUUUAGGAGAAUGCCUUUCGGUCUCUGUAAUGCACCUGCCACUUUCCAGAGGUGCAUGAUGUCUAUAUUUUCUGACAUGUUAGAGAAUUUUAUUGAAAUAUUUAUGGAUGAUUUCUCUGUUUUUGGGAAGUCAUUUGAAUCUUGUCUGACAAAUUUAGGCUGUGUGCUUAAAAGAUGUAAGGAGACUAAUCUGCUUCUGAACUGGGAGAAAUGUCAUUUUAUGGUAAGAGAGGGUAUAGUCUUAGGUCACAAGGUGUCAAAGAAAGGGAUUGAAGUUGAUCGAGCAAAAGUGGAGAUAAUAGAGAAGUUGCCACCACCCACUUCAACAAAAGGAGUAAGGAGCUUCUUAGGACAUGCUGGCUUCUACAGGAGAUUUAUCAAGGACUUUUCUAAAAUCUCUAGACCUCUUUGUAAUUUACUUGAAAAAGAUUCUGCUUUUGUUUUUAAUGACAAUUGUUUGCAGGCAUUCAAUUUAUUGAAGGAGAAACUCACUUCUGCACCAGUGAUCGUUGCACCUAAUUGGGAGCUUCCGUUUGAGCUGAUGUGUGAUGCCAGCGACUAUGCUGUAGGAGCAGUACUUGGGCAAAGGAGAGGUGAAAAGAGAUUGCUCCAAUUGAAUCAGAUGGCUGAGAUGAGAGAGGAAGCAUAUGAAAAUGCUAGGAUAUACAAGGAGCGAGCCAAGCGAUGGCAUGAUAGGAACAUCCUAAAGCGAGAGUUUUUGCCUGGUCAGAAAGUCCUAUUAUACAACUCUCGCUUGAAGUUGUUCCCAGUUGAGCUGAAGUCAGAAGAAGACCGCACUUUUAAAGUAAACGAUCAUCUUCUCAAGCAUUACUUUGAAGGGGAAAAUAUUGAUGGUGAUGCCACUACGGUGGAUCUAGCAAAUUCGGUUGAAGAAUUGGAAAAGUCGAACUAG